AUGGCCAAAACAACAUUGGUAACAACAUUUGAUGGUGCUGCUUCUUGUAAAUUCUCCAUGUUACUCCAUUGGUCAAGUGUGUUAGAAUAGAACAUUUGCACUUAACAAAAAUAUAAUUAAUUUUAUUUGUUAUUUAUAGUGAAAUAUGGUUAAUUUGUUCAAUGUUGAAGCCAUAGAGAGUGUGAAGCCUGUUGUGUUGAUGAUAGUGGUCCAGUCAAUAUAUGCAGUGGUGAAUAUCAUGUUAAAGAUGGUAACAAAUGAUGGAUCAAGCUUAAGUGUUCUUAUUGCUUACCGAUUUGUUUUUUCUACUGCUUUCACUGUUCCAUUUGCUCUCUUCUUUGAAAGAAAAAGUUUGCGAAACCUGACUGGAACGGUGCUAUUCCAAGCUUUUCUUUGUGGAUUAUUUGGGGGAUCCUUGCAACAAAUCCUCUAUGUUAAAUCUUUGGCUUUGGUUUCAGCAACAUAUACUAUAACCAUGUUAAAUCUCAUCCCAGCCAUUACCUACCUCUUGGUUGUUUCUCUUAGAAUGGAGAAGCCAAACCUUGGAACACUUGCUGGGAAAGCCAAGUUGAUGGGAACUUUAUCUGGAAUCUGUGGUGCCAUGAUCCUCACUUUAUACAAAGGCAAAAAGUUAUUUAACUUUUCAGUUCACAUCGACUUAUUGGAAAAAUAUGUGACAUCAACAACACAUCAUUCCCAUGCUGGUUCUCAUGUUUGUGGUCUCAUGCUAGCUUUGGGCACUGCUUUCAGUUUCUCAUUAUGGUAUAUAACUCAGUCAAAGAUGAGUGAGAAUUUUCCAUGGCACUAUUCAAUUGCGGCUUUAACCUCUAUAAUGGGUGCAAUCCAAUCUUUUAUAUUUGCUCUUUGCACGGAGAGAGAUCGAAGCCUAUGGAAGCUUGAAUGGAACUUGAGGCUUUUAACGGCAGCAUCUGCGGGUAUAUUGGCUUCUGGGCUUUGCUUUGUCCUGUUAGCUUGGUGUGUGGGCAUGAAGGGACCCUUGUAUGUGUCUGCUUUUAAUCCUCUAUUGCUUGUGCUUGUGGCUUUCAUUUCAUCACUACUAUUGAAUGAAUACAUUACAGUUGGAAGCCUAACAGGAGCCACAUUGAUUGUGUGUGGAUUGUACAUGUUAUUGUGGGGUAAAAGCAAAGAAGCAAGAGAGGUGGAUAAUAUGAAUGAAAUAGUGUCUGCAAAAGACUCUAUUCAAUGUGAUUCAAUUCCCAUUGCCAACUCAUCUUUGACUUGCAUCCAAAAGGAGCAUGACAAGAAGAUACCAAUUGUUGCUUCUGGUGUAUCAUUAAAUGGCAACAAUACUUUAGGAAAAAUUCAACAAUUAAACAUUUGAAGAAACUGUUUCAUAUGAUUAAAAUUAUAUGCAUGUAUAUUUUCACAUUGAUAUUUUUGAAUAAUAAUGGUGAGUAUAUUUCCUUACUUUUUUUUA
Medicago truncatula (barrel medic) is the source of this 1438-nucleotide messenger RNA. Its product is annotated as WAT1-related protein At1g68170. The record is from RefSeq and is a predicted model, not a curated record. Gene Ontology annotation, molecular function: transmembrane transporter activity. The coding region runs from base 146 to 1342 and encodes 398 amino acids. Lineage: Eukaryota; Viridiplantae; Streptophyta; Magnoliopsida; Fabales; Fabaceae. Gene Ontology annotation, cellular component: membrane. The transcript is spliced from 7 exons.